GGUGGUGAGCGACGACCAGUCCCUCUUCGACUCUGCCUACGGAGCGGCGGCCCAUCUCCCCAAGGCCGACAUGACCGCCUCAGGGAGUCCUGACUAUGGCCAGCCCCACAAAAUCAACCCCCUCCCGCCGCAGCAGGAAUGGAUUAAUCAGCCGGUGAGGGUCAAUGUCAAGCGGGAGUAUGACCACAUGAAUGGAUCCAGGGAGUCUCCAGUGGACUGCAGUGUUAGCAAAUGCAGCAAGCUAGUUGGUGGAAGCGAGUCCAACGCCAUGAACUACAACAGCUACAUGGACGAGAAGAACGGCCCCCCUCCUCCCAACAUGACCACCAACGAGAGGAGGGUCAUCGUCCCCGCAGACCCCACGCUGUGGACUCAGGAGCACGUGCGGCAGUGGCUGGAGUGGGCGAUAAAGGAGUAUGGCUUGAUGGAGAUCGACACAACCUUUUUCCAGAACAUGGAUGGCAAGGAACUGUGUAAAAUGAACAAGGAGGACUUCCUCCGAGCCACCUCCCUCUACAACACGGAAGUGCUGUUGUCACACCUCAGUUACCUCAGGGAAAGUUCACUGUUGGCCUAUAACACGACCUCCCACACAGACCAAUCCUCACGACUGAGUGUCAAAGAAGACCCUUCUUACGACUCAGUCAGGAGAGGAGGAUGGGGCAAUAACAUGAAUUCUGGCCUCAACAAAAGCCCCCCACUUGCAGGAGCACAAGCAAUGAGUAAGAAUACUGAACAAAGGCCCCAACCAGAUCCAUAUCAGAUCCUGGGCCCGACCAGCAGUCGCCUAGCCAACCCCGGAAGCGGGCAGAUCCAGCUGUGGCAAUUCCUCCUCGAGCUACUCUCCGACAGUGCCAACGCCAGCUGUAUCACCUGGGAGGGGACCAACGGGGAAUUCAAAAUGACGGACCCCGAUGAGGUGGCCAGGCGCUGGGGGGAGCGGAAAAGCAAGCCCAACAUGAAUUAUGACAAGCUGAGCCGGGCCCUCAGAUACUACUAUGAUAAAAACAUUAUGACCAAAGUGCAUGGCAAAAGGUAUGCCUACAAAUUUGACUUCCACGGCAUCGCCCAGGCUCUGCAGCCGCAUCCGACCGAGUCGUCCAUGUACAAGUACCCUUCUGAUAUCUCCUAUAUGCCUUCCUACCACGCCCAUCAACAGAAGGUGAACUUUGUCCCUCCCCACCCGUCCUCCAUGCCUGUCACUUCCUCCAGCUUCUUUGGAGCAGCAUCCCAAUACUGGACCUCCCCCACGGGUGGCAUUUACCCCAACCCCAAUGUCCCCCGCCAUCCUAACACCCACGUGCCCUCACACUUAGGCAGCUACUACUAGAAGCUUAAUCAUCGGUGGCCUUCUGCCCGAAGCCCCCAUUCCUCACACCUCCUGCGAUACUUUGGACUCCAAAGGACAUACGUGGCCUUGAAGAGAAAACAAAACUGGAUGUUCUUUCUUGUUGGAUAGAACCUUUGUUCUUUAAAAAGACAAUCCUUUUUUUUUUUUUUUUUUUAAAUGUUGGUAACUUUUGCUUCCUCUACCUUGAACACAAAGAUGGAUCGUUUUCUGGGCCAGUACACCAGUUUGGAUUCUCAAUCUCCUACCAUCUUCUGAGUUGAAUAUUUAGAUUACUGGAAUGGUUGUAUCAUGGUUCUAGGAAAGAAACUGUACCUUCUCUUUGUAUUUUUAUGACCAAAGCAGUUUCUUAUCAAUACACGGGUCUCAUCAUGGACCUUGUAGGGUUCAGUAUGAUAAAGAAUCAUGGACUUAACCAGUUACGCUCUGGUUUGAGACUAAGUGAAACUAGAGGCAGGAAGCUUAUAAUCGUAUUUUAGCAGGACCUAAUUCAGUGGAUGGCAACUGGAACAUUGGUUGUGAAGGCCAGUGAAGUUUUCACCCAACUGGAAUUUAAAAGAAAGAACAUGUGUGUCGUAUUUAAGAAGCCAUGGGCAUUGCAAAAUUUCUCCCAGUGGUCGACAUGCACUAGGCCGACCAUCCUCUCUAGAAAUACUCAACAUAUGAUCUAAGAAAUGUUAAUGCAAAUGCAGACAUUCCUGAAAGACAGAGAAUUAAAUAGUUUUUUAAAGUAAUGACAGUGGGUCCCAGAACUUUGAAAAGUCUUAGGGAUUUCUAGACACAAACAGAUUCGCAAGCGCUGUGCGUUUGUCAGACCACCAGUCCAGGGUCAACCAAUCAGAAGGCAACUUACUGUAUAAAUUAUGCAGAGUUAUUUUCCUAUAUCUCACAGUAUUAAAAAUAAAUAAUUAAAAAAGUAAAAA
Messenger RNA from Puma concolor (puma), 2271 nucleotides. The record is from RefSeq and is a predicted model, not a curated record. NCBI's taxonomy places the organism in Eukaryota, Metazoa, Chordata, Mammalia, Carnivora, Felidae.